AUGGUGAAAUUAGACUUCUCGUCGGGAGGCGAUGAAGAAAAAGACGAGGAUUUGACGAAGGAAUUCGUGAUGGAUGAAGCACCAAUGGAAGAGACGGCAACGCAAGUAGUGAAGCAAGUAGCAACAACGACAAAAGAGACUCUGAAGGAUGUGGUUGUGAAUAAAGUUAUAGAUGUCAAGGACGUUGUGAAAGAAAAAGUAAUGCAGCAAACUGGGAUGCCUGAAUGGGCAUUCGUCUUCCUCGGAUUCGUAUUUAUCUUGCUCGUCCUCGCGUGUGCCUUCUUCAUCAUCCGCAAGUUAUUCGGAAAGAAACGACAUGGAGAGAAAAACAAAAAAGGGGGAUUGAAAGGAUUCUUUGGUAAAGGACAAGAUGUUGUCGAUGGAAAAAAUAUUCAAGGGAUGGCUCAAGACUUGGAAGAGCUAGGAGACGCAAUGGAACAAAACGAAAAAGCUCAAGCAGAAGAGAAAGAAGAAGUGAAGUUGGGAAGGAUACAAUACAAGCUUGAUUAUGAUUUCCAACAAGGACAACUGACUGUAACUGUGAUUCAAGCGGAAGAUCUGCCUGGAAUGGAUAUGUCUGGAACAUCUGAUCCAUAUGUUAAACUGUAUUUAUUGCCGGAAAAGAAGAAGAAAGUUGAGACGAAAGUUCAUCGGAAAACACUCAAUCCAGUAUUCAAUGAGACUUUCAUUUUUAAAGUAGCAUUCAAUGAGAUCACUGCAAAAACACUUGUGUUUGCUAUCUACGAUUUCGACAGAUUCAGUAAGCACGACCAGAUUGGACAAGUUUUAAUUCCACUUGGAAAGAUUGAUUUGGGACAAGUAAUCGAAGAAUGGAAGGAUAUUGCACCACCUCCAGAUGACAAAGAAGCCGAAAAGAGUCUCGGAGAUAUUUGUUUCUCACUUCGAUACGUCCCAACUGCUGGAAAAUUGACAGUUGUUGUGCUUGAAGCAAAGAAUCUCAAGAAAAUGGACGUCGGUGGUCUAUCAGAUCCAUAUGUCAAGAUAGUGUUGAUGCAAGGAGGAAAACGGCUGAAAAAGAAGAAAACGUCAAUUAAGAAGUGUACUCUUAACCCAUAUUAUAAUGAAUCAUUCAGCUUCGAAGUGCCUUUCGAACAAAUUCAGAAAGUGUCCCUUAUGAUCACUGUGAUGGAUUACGAUAAACUCGGAUCAAACGACGCCAUUGGACGGUGUCUUCUUGGAUGUAAUGGAACUGGUGCAGAGCUUAGGCACUGGAUGGACAUGUUGGCAUCUCCACGUCGCCCAAUUGCUCAAUGGCAUACACUUGGACCAGUUGAGGAAGAAGGAGACAAAAAAGACGACAAGAAAUAA
This is a messenger RNA of Caenorhabditis remanei, 1329 nucleotides long. RefSeq lists its product as uncharacterized. Bases 1 to 1329 code for a protein of 442 amino acids. Gene Ontology annotation, molecular function: clathrin binding; syntaxin binding; calcium ion binding. The transcript has 9 exons. The record is from RefSeq and is a predicted model, not a curated record. Gene Ontology annotation, biological process: calcium ion-regulated exocytosis of neurotransmitter; regulation of dopamine secretion; cellular response to calcium ion. Gene Ontology annotation, cellular component: axon; dense core granule; synaptic vesicle membrane. Lineage: Eukaryota; Metazoa; Nematoda; Chromadorea; Rhabditida; Rhabditidae.